CUCAGCAUCGUCAAGAUGAGUGAUCAGCCCACUGCCAAAAAUGGACUUUCGCGAAGAGGAUUGAAGGAUUUGGAGGAAAUGAGCGGUAGGGUCGCAAUCUUGUUGAAAAUGUUUGCAAAUCAAUUUGACGCAAAGAGUAAUCCAGAUGGAAUUGUGGUUUUGGGAAUUGCAGAUAAUUCUUUAUGUCGUACAGAACUUGUUGAAUUUUUCACCUCACCCGGAAGGCUACAAUUGGAACCAAGAGAUCUUACUUAUGCCGAUCACUUUUACGCUUCAACGCGAGUUUUGAAAGCGAUUGCGGGAUUGUACAAUGAUGUACCGGAUGGACUUUAUUCGGAAAAAGACUGGAAGCCACCACUCAAACGAGUAGAAGAAGGACAUAUCCUGGUGGGAAACGGAGCAACGGAAAUCAUUGACGCAUGCUUUUGGGAUCUAUGCGACGAAGGCGAUGGGGUACUGUUGAGCGCUCCUUAUUAUAAUGCAUUUGAUGAAGAUCUCUCAUUCCGGGCAAAGGUGCAAAUUGUUCAAGUACAUAUGCCUGAACCCAAAUCAGGAUCUGGAUCGGAUGCUAAAGAGCCAAAAGCAAGCUUUGCAGUGGAUAUAAUCAAAGAUUAUGAAGAUGCAUUACAGAAAGCAAAAGCAAAGGGUAUUAAGUGUCGUGCGGUUUUGAUCUGCAAUCCUCACAAUCCAACCGGUGGAAUUUAUCCUCGCGAAACAGUUGUCGCACUGGCUAAAUUUGCUGCAAAACAUGAUCUGCAUCUGGUAAUGGACGAGAUCUAUGCUCGCGGCUGUUUUACCACGAAAGCAGUUCCUAAUCCAACACCGUUUGAUUCCAUUCUUGGCAUAGACGUUGAGAAAGAAGCAGGUUUAAAUCCUUCGCAUGUUCAUGUGAUCUCAAGUGCAAGCAAAGAUUUCAGCAUCAACGGGUUCCGUAUUGGUAUCUUUAUCUCUCAACAUAAUCCCGAUCUGAUCACGUCUAUGGGAGCAAAUGCACGUUUUGCUCAAACCGCAUCACCUGCUGGACAGCUUUUCGCAUCACUACUGAACGAUAGAAAGUACCUGGCUUGGUUCUUACAGGAGAAUCGACGCAGACUGACAAUCACAUUUGACAAGGUGACAGAAUUCCUGUCUCAUCAUGGUAUCCCGUUUGUUCCUAGUAAUGCCGGCCAUUUCCUCUUGAUCGAUUUGCAGAAGUACCUGAGCGACGGUGAGCAGAAACGUGACGGCAUCGCCGGACAAGAAGCAGCAACAGGACAAGAAAGCGAGCUAACUCCUGAACGUGAAUUGACGCACAAAUUUAUCGAAGGUGGUGUAAUGCUCGCGCCGGGCUCACAAUAUCACUAUCCUGCUCCGGGAUUCUUCAGGAUGACGUUUAGCAUCGAGCCGCAAGCAUUGCAAGUCGGUCUUUCCCGCAUAGAAAAAGUAUUAGGCUUACCCAGUUGGAUCACAUCUCAACCACCAGUGCAAUUCUAG
Meira miltonrushii is the source of this 1473-nucleotide messenger RNA. RefSeq names its product PLP-dependent transferase. The record is from RefSeq and is a predicted model, not a curated record. Gene Ontology annotation, biological process: amino acid metabolic process; biosynthetic process. Bases 16 to 1473 code for a protein of 485 amino acids. NCBI's taxonomy places the organism in Eukaryota, Fungi, Basidiomycota, Exobasidiomycetes, Exobasidiales, Brachybasidiaceae. The transcript is spliced from 2 exons. Gene Ontology annotation, molecular function: transaminase activity; pyridoxal phosphate binding.